This is a messenger RNA of Leptopilina heterotoma, 5110 nucleotides long. RefSeq names its product ATPase family AAA domain-containing protein 2-like. The record is from RefSeq and is a predicted model, not a curated record. Gene Ontology annotation, biological process: positive regulation of transcription by RNA polymerase II. The coding region runs from base 435 to 4355 and encodes 1306 amino acids. Lineage: Eukaryota; Metazoa; Arthropoda; Insecta; Hymenoptera; Figitidae. The transcript has 14 exons. Gene Ontology annotation, molecular function: chromatin binding; ATP binding; ATP hydrolysis activity. Gene Ontology annotation, cellular component: nucleus.
AACUUCAAGUGACUUUGUAGUGUGGCGUGUGGCAUUUCCCUGGGCGAUUUUUGCUGGUAGUGUGUGGUGACCCUGGAAAUACAUUUCAUUUUUACGAGUCUUUAUUUCGUGUUUAAUAUUUUUUUUUGCCAUGAAAUAUUUCGUCCGCGUAUUCCAUUAUAGUCACAAUUAAAUAUAAUAACGUAACAAUAAUAAAACGUUCUGGUUGAAACGUGAAAUAUCGUUGGGCGUGUGCAACAUUAUAAUCACAAACACGCCUAACCGAUAUACCCUUUCAUUCUCUCUUGUCGUCGAAGUCGUCGUCGUCGUCGUUGUGGUGUAUAUGGCUUUGGAAAGUUUCGAUUUCACAAGCAUAUGACGUGCAUCGCGAGUCAUUAUACGGAAAAGGAGCGAAAUUUGCCCGUCGUUUACCAGGCAAAUGAAGGUGGCAGAUAAUGACAGACGAUGAAGCCACCCUGGACUCAAUGGACACGGAGGAAGAUAUUUUCAGCCCUCGCGGGCGCAGGAACAGUGGCCCAAAUGCACGAAGAACAAAAAGCCUUCGCACACUGCGAUCUCACGCCUCAACAAGUCCACAUAUUGCCGCAAGACAUAAUCUCAGCGUUCGGCGUAGUACACGCAACAGAAUGCAGACCUACGAUAAUCUCAACACUAGUUGGAUUCUAGGAACCCAAACAUUGAAGGGAUAUCCAAUGUUCCCGCAAAAUGGAUCGUCAUCGGAGAAAGAAAUGGUGGACGAUGUCCCGGAACGUAAACGUGAUCUCAGAGAUCGAAUGCCGCUUAGAUCGAGGGAGAAUCAUCAGUCGAAGGUUACGACUCGUCAUAUUCGUGAUCGAGCGGAACACGACAGACCAAUUCGUGAAUUGCGCGAAAGACCGGAGCGCGAACAUAAUGAGAGAGCGAAUCACGAUCAUAAAACCAGAUCGGAAAGAGAGAAAAAUAUUCGCGACAUAAAGGAGCGUAACGAGAGGGAAAUUAAGGUGAAAUCUGAAGUGCACGAUAAGUCCGAUGUUAGAACAACGAAUAAUGAGGAAAAGGACACCAGAACACGCAAGUCUGACAGUCCUGGAAGAUUGAGAGAAGGGCCUAUUACUAGACAUUCCGGUAGUUCACUUAAAGAUAAAGCCAAGGCAGAAGAGAACGAAGCUGAUGAGGAGAGUUCGCAUGAAAGUGAAAAGGCCGGGAAUAAUUCCGAUAAUGGACCGGGUUACACGGAUAUGUAUACUCGGGUUAAGAGAACAAGACGAACGUCGCAACGACAAUUGUCGAGAAGUAAAAAAUUAGCAGUUGAGGACAGUGAUAUGAGCGAGUCAACGGACACACCAGGUCCACGAAAAUAUAGCUUACGUCAGAAAAAGCCAACAGUUGACAGAUUCCAGGCAAAUGUCGAACCAGUUCGCCGAUCGAUUCGCGCCUUAAGAAGCGUUCUCAGUAAUUCGAUACGGCGUCGUAAGCAUCGAAGCAAGAGUUCGAGUUCAAGUGACUCGACCGACUCCGAACCCCAGAGAUACGACAAGAAGAAGAGCAAAAAAGCGAGACAAAAUAUUAUACAACAAGGAGGACCACAAGAUCGAAAGGCGGACAUCAGUCCAAUAACAUUGGACACGAAUAUUAGUUUUUCCGAUGUCGGUGGAUUGGAAUCGCAUAUUCAUUGUCUCAAGGAAAUGGUCGUAUUUCCAAUGAUGUAUCCCGAUGUUUUCGAACGAUUUCACAUAACACCGCCAAAGGGUGUGUUGUUUCAUGGACCGCCAGGCACUGGAAAGACAUUGAUAGCGCGCGCUUUAGCAAAUGAAUGCAGUCAGGCCAAUAGGAAGGUGGCAUUUUUUAUGCGCAAGGGCGCUGAUUGUCUAUCGAAAUGGGUCGGCGAGUCGGAACGUCAGCUACGUUUACUUUUCGAGCAAGCGCAACAAAUGAAACCAUCAAUUAUUUUCUUCGAUGAAAUUGACGGCCUCGCACCUGUUCGAAGUACAAAACAAGAUCAGAUUCAUGCCAGUAUUGUAUCGACACUACUUGCACUUAUGGAUGGCCUCAGCGAUCGGGGAGAGGUGAUAGUUAUAGGGGCCACUAAUAGAAUAGACGCAAUUGAUCCUGCAUUGAGACGUCCAGGACGUUUUGAUCGUGAACUUUUCUUCCCGCAUCCGGCAAUGAAGGAGAGACUUGAAAUUUUAAGGAUACACGUGAAAAAGUGGCAAAAUCAACCGGGCGAUCAUCUUCUCGAGGCGUUAGCGGAAAAAUCGACGGGCUAUUGCGGCUCGGAUUUACGUGCUCUUUGCACUGAGGCGGUGAUACAGGGUUUAAAGAGGACAUAUCCUCAGAUUUAUUUGUCGAGCAAUCGUCUUCUCCUCGAUCCAGAGCGUGUGGAGGUGAAAAAGAAAGACUUCAUAAAGGCGAGUUCACUUCUCGUUCCGUCCUCUCAUAGAGUGACGCCAUGUGCAGGAAGAAAACUUCAGGCGUUCAUGGAACCUCUUCUUGGACCAACGCUCUCUCAACUAGUUGACGUAGUGAAGGGAAUAUUUCCACAGGGCAUUAAUCCAGCUUUGGCGAAAGUGAAAGUAGCAAGAGGAGUUCACAGGCCACGACUCUUGAUAUCCGGUGGACCGAUGGCGCAAAGUCAGAGUCCUCGACUCGCCCAGGCCUUAAUCUAUCGAAUGGAGCAUGUACCAGUGCAAACAUUGGAUGUGAGCGCACUUUUCGCCGAGAGUGCACGCUCACCGGAGGAAGCGUGCGUUCAAGUGUUCAAUGAGGCCUCACGAAACGUACCGUCCAUUAUUUACAUAAGAUCAAUCGACCAAUGGUGGCCUCUCGUACCGGAAACAGUGAAAGCCGUUUUUCUCUGUCGCAUCGCAUCCCUCGAUCCACCAUUGCCAAUUUUAAUUCUCGCCACCAGUGAUUCAUCCUACAAUGAACUUCCCGAUCAACUCAAGAAUUUAUUCAGUGAACUACGUGGCGAAGUUCAUUCAAUGAAUUCGCCCACUGAGGAGCAAAGAUUUGUCUUCUUCAAGCAUAUAUUCCUCGUGCAGAGUUUAAAACCACCGCACGUGAAACUCGAUAAGCCGCGUGUCCUCGAGGAAUUGCCAAUUGCUCCCGAGCCAAUGCCAAAGAAACUCUCUGAGGAGGAGAAGAAACUUCUUCGCGAUAAAGAAGAAAUUUCAUUGCGUGAAUUGAGGAUAUUUUUGAGGGAAAUUUGUGCCAAACUCGCGAGAAAUAGACAAUUUUUUAUGUUUACGAAACCGGUGGACACGGACGAGGUGCCGGAUUAUAAUACGAUUAUUGAAGAGCCAAUGGAUUUGGAAACGAUGAUGACAAAAAUUGAUAUGCACUCUUAUCUUUGUGCUCGUGAUUUUCUCGAUGAUAUUGAUUUAAUUUGUCGGAAUGCUCUUGAAUACAAUCCUGACAGAGAUCCAGCGGAUAAACUUAUAAGGCAUCGAGCUUGUUCACUUCGUGAUAAUGCUUACGCCCUGAUAAAAGCCGAAUUGGAUUCGGAUUUUGAGGAUAAAUGUCGAGAGAUAUCGAAGAAUAGAAAAGUCGUCAAAGUAGUGAAUGUGAUAAAGGACGGUAAGAGUUCGAAAGUUGAUGCAACACCUGCUAAUGAAAAGAGUGAGAAGAAAGACGCCACUCCAUCGAGCGGUUCAUUGGUUGUUAAUGGGAGGAAAUUUUCGAGCUCGAGAAAAAGACGAAUACCCGCCUGGGCACGUGGUUACGUGAAAAAGGCCCACAAGAAGAAGAAAAUUGCCUUCGAGGACAGUCCGUGCGAACCAAAUACACUUAAAACACCUAAUGGCGAGACAACCGGAAUCGAUCUCGAGAAAUUCCAGGAAUUCGAAACGGAAGCGCAAAAUGUACUUAAUGGACACGUGAAUAUUUAUGAGAAUUCAGAAUCGGAAGUGGAAUCGCAAAAUGAAAAUUCCAAGGACACACCUAAGAGCAUUAGCGAAAUAAAUAAUAGUAAAUCGGAGAAUAUGGAAGUUUCGAUUGAGGAGGAAAAAACGAAUGAUAAAAUUGAUGAGAAUGUGAGUUCAAAUUCAUCGUCGAGACGAGAGAGUAUUGAUGAUUUGUCAUUUGCUAUUGAGAGCGAUUCUAGUCUGACUAAUGUUGAAACAAAUGAGAAGAUUUUAGUUGACAAGAAUGAACUCGAGAAUGCAUUACAGCACACGGUACGAGUUACUAAAGACUUACCAAUUGAAGUCUUGUGCGAUAUUUAUGUGCAACUCAGCAGAUGCGUUGGAAGGUACGCUCGUGUCUACGACAGAAAAUCACUGCCAAAGGAUUUGCUCAAGGAACUACUACGAUUCGAGAGCUAUAAGGUGGACAAAGAAGUGAGGAGGGACAGUGAGAGCACGGAGGACCCUCUGUAAAUUAUUUGCCUUUGGAAACCAAGAACGUGGUAACCGAUUCGUUUUACGUAGUCUUAGGCCAUUAAUUAAAUGAACGGAGAAAAAAAGAAACGAAAACUCGUUCAUAACUCGCAACGACUGCCAAUUUUUACCUUAAAAAGAAAAAAAAAAUAACUGACAUUAAUGUCAAAUUAACUGUUAAUAAUCUACAAUUCAGUCAGUGUAAAUUAUUGUUGUAAACUGCGCGAAUUGAUUGGUCGUGAAUUUUUUUUUUUUCUUUAUCAUUGAUUACAUUUUUUUUAUAUUUUAUAUAUAUAAUCCUGUGGUCGAUGUUACGUUUAAAAGAGAAAAGAUAAACCAAAACAUAAACCACGUGUACAGUAUUUUAUUCGAGACAGGAAAAUGAACAAUGAAAUUCACGUGAGACAAUUUACUGAAACAAGAGACAAAAAGUAUGAAACACCUCCCAUAAAGUUACCUUAAAAAAAGAGGCAAAAAAUUAGAACGUUUUGGCAUUUUUAUAAAAUAGGAAAAAGAAGAAUUUUUUUUAGAGAGUAUUUAAAAAUUUUCUUAAAUUGUAAACAUGUGCAGAUCUAGAUUAUAAAGAAAGGCAAAGAUUCUCUACUUUCGACGAAGAAUAAAAAAAAGCGUUAGUUUUACUAAACGUUGAAUUUUUUUUUAAAUAUUAAUAUUAGUCACGUUUUUUUUUAAAGCGAUUGCUAUUUGAACAUUCCAUUAAUUCAAUCAAAUUCAAUAAAAAAAACAACUUUCUGUAA